AUGCUUCGAGUGACGAGUUCGCGGCGUGCGGCGGGAUUGAAGCCUGGCGACUUUGACCACAACAUUGACCUUGUUGACCACGAUAACAAGACCGAUUCCCCUGCUGGAUUGUCUGCCGGGGAACCCGCAAUUGAGAGAGCGUCGACGGAAUCGCGACUUUUGCGCUCUGAAGAUGGCGCGACGCAGGGCGACAACUCCGAUAGCCCUCGGGUCGAAGAGCGCCCCGUGGAGGAGCUGCAGGCUGAGCAGGAGCUGCCUCAAAAUGCCGUAAGGCCCUCAAUUGAAGUUCAAGCGCCGACGCCAGGUGAAUUCCAUGGGGGCGAGAACGUUGUACCCAGGAAACCAAAAGUUAAACGAGAAACUUUUAUUGACAUCCUGUACGAGAAUGAGCGAGGCGGUUUCUUAUGUGGCCGACCUCUGUUCUCAGCCGCUGCCCUUGGAGGUAUUGAUGCCUCAGCGUGGACAAACAUGUACCAUAAGCCUUCGCCAACCAAUAUCCAAAAUGCACAGGUUCCCGACCCCUCUUGGGAAUGGGUAUGGUCAGAAUGGCAUCUCAACAUCCAAGAUGGGACGGAUGAAGGCGGUUGGGAAUACUCCUUUGCGUAUAGCAAGAGAUUCUCAUGGCACGGUCCACGAUGGUACAAUUCGUUCGUGCGACGACGGGCAUGGACCCGGAAGCGAGCCAAGAAGAGACCCGAAGAUAUUUCCGCGGACCCUUACAUGGAGAAUGGGGAGUAUUUCACUGUGCGACCAGCAUCGGAUAGAGCAACUUGCCCAUCUCAGAGGAGCUUGUCCAGCAGCCGGAGCCCUAGUAGGACGAACCUUAGUGGUGUAUCAUCACGGGAAUCGGGACGGACAAUACCGGACAUUGAGCAUUUGGACACCCUUAUCCAUAGACUGCACCAAUCAAGGAUCGACCGCGAAAAGCUCGAUGCAACGAAAAAUUAUUUGAGGAACGCUACGGAUCUUGGUGAUCUCCCCGACAAAAUUCACGAGAUCAUGGCUCUCUUCGUGUUCCAGGCUUCACGGAGACUUCUUUUGAGCCAUAUCAUCCAGAUAUAUGAUGAAUCGACGAAGGAGCUCGAAACGAAGGACAGCGUGGAGGUUAAGGAGCGCCACGAGGCCGUUAAAUCUGCGCUUAAGCAUGCAGACGAAGAGGUACGGAAGCUUGCUUACUGGAGCGAUGUUAAACAUAUGGCAGUUGAGGCGUCAAGGAGCGAAACUGCACGCUUCGGUUUCAGCUUUGAGUCCUUAAGGUCGGCUAAUGGGACGUUUGUUAAGGGGGGCAGGGUGAGCCCGAGCCAAGAGGCUCCCAGAGCGAAACCGGCAAGCGAUGGUGGGAGCAUCAAUGGCGCUCAGGCGGCCUCGGCGACCGAACCUGUGUGGCGGAUGAGCGACCAAGAACCCGAAGAUGGCGGAGAUGGAGUUGAAGAGGGAACAGCGAGCCUCACGACAAGCCUCGUCGAAGACACCACGCCGGAAUCAAUACUUUCCGAGGUUCGCAACGCAAUUGCAACCAAGACUAUACCCACGAACGACCCGACCCUGAAAAAUGCCGUCUUCCGCGAGAUAUAUCAAUCGAUAAAGAGUGACGAUCCGCUUAUACAAGAGAAGUUUGCGUCUCCGUUUAGGCCACAAGCAUUGAAUUAUCCUUCAGCCUUGUCGAGAAGAGCAAACCUCGACAGUGUUCACAAGGCUUCCAAGAAACUCGUAGCACAGGACAAACUCUGGGCUAUGCACCUUCCCGAGGGCCAUUUCUUGCUUCAGCGUCUGGACUGGAGCCAUAUAUUUGGGCUCCUAAAGGCCAUGACUUCGAAACUGUCGGAUCGAGAUUUAGCGACCAUGCGAUUCGUUCUCCCAGAAAAUGUAUCGUUUGACUUCGAAAAGCGCCGCCUCACAUAUGUAGACUUGGCUACAGGGCAGACAUCUCCGCUCAGAGCAUCUGGCGAUCGUGCCAAUCCGACGGGAGUUAUAUUGAGAGGCCCUAGAAAAGCGUUAGCAAAGGCAGCCGAUGAGCUGAUCCAGGUGUUGAAGGGAUUUCAGGUAUUCAAGCUUGGAGACGUAACUACCCAAGACUACGUAACUACGCAGCUAUGGCCGACGACCGAUAAAUCAGUCAAAGUCGAGAAAACGGAUUCUGACAACGGAAAGGACUCCCUCUGGCUGAACACAGAGCCAACGAAGCCGACAACGGAGCGCAGAGUUGAGCAUUUGCUCAUCCCCGUCCACUGGUCGGUGGACGGACUGAGUUCUUUUAUUGAAAAUGUCAUUUAUUGUCAUCUACCGCCAAGACUAGAUCCUAAACUUCAUAGCGAUCUCAUCGAACAGAUCGGUGAUGGUGCUCUUGAUAGGAAUGCCGUCAAGGCACGACUGAUCAUGAAGGUCUUAACGGAUCCUAGCGCGACUCAAUUUAUCACAGUACAUACGUUGAAGUUGUCAAUGGCUUUUCUUACACGACGAGGUGGUUAUAUUGCUGACGCUGAUCGUCUACUCUCCUUCGCGGAACAGCGGGGAUUGCCCAUGGACACUGAUUUUUUCAACAUCUUGCUUGAAGGCUACGCCUCCAACCUGGAUUAUAGGCAUUUUUAUGCGUUAUUGGCCAGAAUGAAGGAUCGAUUCUUCCAGCCUAAUGCGCGCACCUGGCUUCUCUUUCUACGGCUCGUCCAGAGAAACAGCGAGCGGCAACGGAUAGUUGCUGCAAUGUACGACCUAGGCCUGUUCAAAGACCCGGAAACCCGUCGUGGUAUUGGCAGUGUAUUUGCCCAGCGAGAAGCCCACUUGGCUUUCAAGACCGGAAAAGUCAAUAUUCAGCAAUUUAUGGAUAUUCUAGCUACCACGUACGGCAGUGACUGGCGGACCCAGGAGACUCUGAGCUGUAUUCUGAAGGAAUACCUUCAUGUUAUGGGAAAAGGCUUUCAGAUAUCCCAACUGGAGCUCCUUCUUCAGCAACAGCCAGAUGACGGGCGCCCCCUGGAUGCUCGAUUCUUUAAUGAUAUUCUGGAGCACUGCCGGGCCACACGAGACUGGAACCUUGCUAUUUGGACGCUACAGCAAAUGACUAAACGUGGGGUAAUGCCUGACGAGAAAUCCUACGACCAUCUGAUCCGGAUGGCUGUGUGGACAAAGCGACAGCGCACUCUGGGCGCCAUUUUGUUCCAGGCGAUUCUCGACCAGAGCGUAACCUCCGAAACACGCUGGAUGCUGGCUGGUCUUAUCCAAGGCCGCCACAAAAACAAAAUCUUCUGGCGAACUCGCCUCCCUCUGGUUUUUACCCGAGCGAUGCUGCUGGACAUGGCUCUUCGGCGCAACCUCUCGGGCCACGACCCAUGGCAUGACAUGGUGCAGUGCAUCCUAUCCGAGUGCGGUGAUCUGGCCCCAGACCAGUCGCUGGCCGAAACUAUCGACCAAGCGCUCCGAAUCGACAAUUUCGAGUUCAAGUACCAGCAGAGGCUGAACAAGCCAGUGACCUUCAAACUAAAACAUCCAGAUGGUUCCUCCCCAGGACGGACUCUAUCCCUGCAGCAUAGCAGCGACGAAAGCCCGAACACUCUAUCCAAGGCCGACCCUGACGAGAGCUGGACCAAACUACUCGGUCACAGCGACGUGGAACAUGCCCCCCUCAGCGCCACGGAGAGACUACACUUCUUCUCCAACGACAACCCCGCCCCGGCCCUCUCAGCACUCUUCCCCGACGCCAUCCUCGACCACGAAGAGUUCGAAGACAUGGCCAUGAGCUCCCCCGAGGACGCAGAGAAGGCACGAGCCCUCGUCGCCAGGAUCCAGACCCUGGGAGGCGACGAGUUCUGGGGCUACGACGUCCAGGACGCGCCGCAGCCCUCCUCCUCCUCCGCCGAGGAAGACGGCGACGGCAUCCUGGCAACCCUGGAGAUGGAGAGCGGCAACGCGGACCCGCGCCGCGUCUGGGAGUACUUUGGGUUCUGCGAGGCCUGGGACGUGCCCUGCUCCGUCGCGGACGAGCCAGCGCCGGCACUACUAUCACUGGGCAAAAAACCCACGACGCGACGUGGCAAACCCGUCUCCGGGAGCGAGAAGGGCAAGAAGGACCAGUUCUUCACAAGCCCAAAACCGCGUGUCGGGACUCGGAUCCUGAACACAUCCCAGUUCAUGGAAUGGGUCGUCGCGACGCCUCGGACCAACGUUCGGAUGAGAUAG
Clonostachys byssicola is the source of this 4173-nucleotide messenger RNA. NCBI's taxonomy places the organism in Eukaryota, Fungi, Ascomycota, Sordariomycetes, Hypocreales, Bionectriaceae. The record is from the annotation of a GenBank genome assembly.